Messenger RNA from Aphanomyces invadans, 3906 nucleotides. RefSeq names its product CAMK/CAMKL protein kinase. The transcript is spliced from 6 exons. Gene Ontology annotation, molecular function: ATP binding; protein serine/threonine kinase activity. Lineage: Eukaryota; Oomycota; Saprolegniomycetes; Saprolegniales; Verrucalvaceae. The record is from RefSeq and is a predicted model, not a curated record. The coding region runs from base 21 to 1973 and encodes 650 amino acids. Gene Ontology annotation, cellular component: cytoplasm. Gene Ontology annotation, biological process: protein phosphorylation; intracellular signal transduction.
UUUCACUGAAAAACCACACGAUGGCCGACGCGGCGCCAUCACGGGUCGUAAUAACCAGGCAUCCUAUCAAGCAGUAUGUCCCGCUGCGCACCGCUCGGCAAGGUUCGGCGCCAGGGCUGCGGCCGCGCAUGCUGACUAACCUCAAGCGGGAGCAUGGAGCCGACCCAUCUUGCGCUGUUGCGAGAUGGUCCAAGCCUAUAAAACCAUUUCCGCCACCACAACAGCCCGAGUUGAGUCGGCCAAGAACGGCAAACGGAUCUGGCAGCAAGAAGCUCCAACACGCCCUUGUCUGUGCUCGAUUACUUGCAGAAAACAAAGCGUAUGAGCUGGCUGCCCAGCGAGCUGAGGCGUUCGCGAGCGGAUAUCCAACAUCAAAUGCCGUUCUUCCUCCAGACAAGAUACAACCUCGGGGGCGAUGUAAAAGUGCCAGCAGUGUCAAGCGCGCUGUCAGGCCGUUAAAGGAGCCGAUGCAACCGCAACCACCGUCGUCCAACCUCAACAAUAGCAGCAACAACAACCAGCGACAGCACCACCUGCCUCGAUGCAAAUUUCAAGCGGUCGAGCACGAAGUGAUUUCCAUUGCAGCCAUCACGAAUGCCCUCGCGGCAAUCGUGACAAAGCCAGCAAACCGACCGGAGCGCGACGAGAUCUGUUUUGGCAUGAUGAACGACGGCAAUGGCCAGUCCACGACAUUGGAUGGAUAUGUCCUUGGCAAAGUCGUCGGCGUUGGCACGUUCGGAAAAGUGCGUGUCGCCACGCAUAAAGUGUCAAGCCAGGUGGUCGCAAUCAAGUCGUACGAGAGGAGCCGCACGAAAGAUGCGGGGCAGUGGAAGCGCAUUCAGUACGAGGCAAAGCUGAUGGAGAAGCUUGAUCAUCCAUACAUCAUUCGACUGUUUGAAACGAUCGAAACGCCGACGAAGCUUCACAUUGUCAUGGAGAACGUCAGCAGCGAUGUGGGAAACUUGUGCGAAUUUGUCAAGCGACAGAAGCGGCUGGCCGAAGACGACGCCGGUCUGCUCUUCAUGCAAGUCCUAUCUGCAGUGAUGUACAUGCACAGCAUGCAGCUUGUGCAUCGCGAUAUCAAGCUCGAGAACAUACUCUUGGAUCGGUAUGGCAACACCAAGCUCGUGGACUUUGGCUUCAGCGCAGUUCAGACCACUUCCAAGCCAUUCUCGACGUUCUGCGGGACCCCAUGUUACAUGGCACCUGAAAUCAUCCACCGUAAAACGUACUGGGGCCAGCCCGUCGACGUGUGGAGCCUCGGCGUGCUCCUCUUUGCCAUGUUGUGUGGGUACUUUCCUUUUCGAGCGCGCAACUACAACGAUUUGUACCGGAAGAUCGUGAAGGGAGGCUUCGACAUUCCUGGAUUUGUCACUCCAGACGCCCACGCGUUGCUGCGGGGAAUGCUAGAGGGCGACCCGAGCAAGAGGCUUCAACUCCACGACGUUCGCAACCAUGCAUGGACACGCAAAUUUCACACCGCUCGUCAUCAACACUUGCCCCUCUACCGGCAGCUAAGCCUGGACCUCCUCGCUGAUACCGUCCGCUCUGUCCUCCAACACCAACUGCUCGAUCACAUCGAACACUUGGGCCUUCCACGCAGCAUGGUGACGACUGCGCUGACUGAAAAGCGAUACAACGGCUUGUCCACACUGUAUUAUCUGUUGCUCGCUCGAGCCGAGUCCAUGUGUCGCGACGCCGCUUUCCCUGCCUCGACGCCAACGGUCCAUGUGUCCUCGUCCGCUCCAUCCCCUAUUGCUGCCACGUCGUCACUCACUGCAUGCACUCCUCCGUCCGCCACGUCGGAAGCACCGCCUGCUCGAGUUCAACCCGAAGCGUCGGUCACGCUGGACUCGCUGGCUCAACUCAGUGGGUCGCCACCAUUGCCGCCGCCAGAAGACGAUUUUGACACCGAUCCGUGGCUAAGUCGAGAGCUGCAGGACGUGGUCGAGAUCUUGCAUCGGGGCAUAUGAUGUUCCCAAAACUGUAAUGCCAGCUUUUGAAGCGUCGUUACUUAUCUCGUGCGGUGCGAUGUAGCGGCGGCAUCUCGACCCUCUUCGAGGGAGUUCCGCCCCCUGUGUGAGGUUUCUUCGUUGUAAUGAGGGGGAGGCUCGACUGGAACCCUCCUCCCUUGGACGCAAUACCUUGUAUGGCCUUCGCAUGGGGCAGUUUCGGUAAGAAGGUCCCGUUUUUCGCAGCCACCUGUCGCUGCAAGUCGCUGCACUCUGUCGUGCUCGCGUCCAACUGGAUUUGGGUCGUCGCAAUCGCCUCUUGCAGUCGAGCAAUUUCCCGUUGCAUCCGCUGGAUUUCAUGGGUCGUCGUCGCUUGGACGUGGAUGGCUUUCUGCAUGUAGUACGCUUCGUCGGUUCGGGCCAGUGCCAUUUCCUUUUUGAGGAGCUUCACCUUGGCGUUUUCCUUCUCGGACGCGUUGACCGACGCGGGUUGGUUGAGCUGUCUCCAUGUGGCCUUGAGCUGGUCGUGGCGAAGUUGUGCUGCCUUGAGAGUGGCUUCGUCGUCGGUGGGAGUCGCGGUUGGGGGCUGCUGACGUUUCAACGCGUGGAUCUUUUUCCGCAUCGUGUCCAGGUCAGUCAUGGUGCGCUGCAGCAGCGUCUCCCACUCGUUCGAGUCAAUGCUGUCUUUUUGUCGCUUUGUGACUUUUUCUAGGCUCUUGUGUUCGGACAUGAGCUGGUCGAUGACCAUGUCGAGCUCACGGUGGCUACACGUUUUGGCCAUCACUCCGUCCUGGGAGGAAUGCCCCGUGGAGUCUUUACUGGUGGUCACGAAGAGUUGCUUUAGCCGGAGAUUCUCUUCUUGGACUUCGUGCAGCACUGCCAGCGCCGCUUGGAUUUCGUUGUCCGUGGCGACGAUCUUGGUAUGGACGCCACUAUCACGCGUUCGUUUGGCCGACGUCCCCUUGCAGUCGGACGUUUGGUGGUGGUCUUUUGGCGGCGAAUACGCAGCGACAACAGCUGGGUGGAGUUGCGACACCGUCUUGAAGGGCCUAGGGCUCGACGCUCCCUUCUUUCGAGCUGCAGACGCAGUCUGGUUUGGGUUGUGGCUGAAUGUUCGUGGUGGUCGCAGCCCCGACGGCUGUUUGGGCUUUUUCGUUGGCGACGAUGGAAAGAGUCGCUGCAAGGUGGCUUGAACGUGCGUCUUGUUCAAGCAACCAUCGACAUGCACUACUCUCGUGUGCUGUACUAAGAGGGCUUCCAUUUCGGCGCUGUGGGCACGAUAUUGCGCCAACCUAGCGCGCACGGCACGCUCCGUGUCAUCCGAUCGCAACUCGACGUCCACUCCAGGCGGCGGGGGGUCAUAUAUCGCGUGAUAGGUGUGUCCGGUCGCCGAAUCGACUCGUCGUCCUGUGAUGCGGUGGAUGGCAUCGCUGUCGUCGACGACAUCGAGGACAAUGACGAGACUUGGCAUGACCGCGUGCUCGACCAAUGCCUUCACUUGUCCUGUUGUGCGAGGGAAGCCAUCGAGCACCCAACCCUUGGUCGCGCACUCGCGACCCCGAAGCAGCUCCAUCGUAGUCCCGAUGAUGAGCACAUCGGGCACGACGUCCCCUGCGUCCACGUAUUCUUUGGCCUUGGUGCCAACACGGGUCCCACCUUUGAUGGACCGACGCAACAUCUCGCCGAUGCUGAGAUGAACAAUGCCCAAGUGCUCGCGAAGCCACUGGCUAUAGUGCGUUUUUCCUGCUCCAGGAGGUCCUAGAACGGCCACAGUUGCAAGCGCUGCUGCUGGCGGUGGCAAAGUUGCGGCUGGCGCAUGCCGUAGUACUGCAUUCUUGGCCUGUUUCAAGUCCGCCUCGGACAAUUGUCCUGUUACGGCAAGCGCGUUCUUCGCAGCAUUCUCGAUCGAAGCGUCGAUGUGGCGGACGACGUCGGCCUUCGGCAGCAUCCCGUC